Molecule: messenger RNA, 1539 nt
Organism: Talaromyces amestolkiae
Lineage: Eukaryota; Fungi; Ascomycota; Eurotiomycetes; Eurotiales; Trichocomaceae
Exons: 1
Coding region: 1-1539 (512 amino acids)
Biological process (GO): response to xenobiotic stimulus
Molecular function (GO): DNA-binding transcription factor activity
Source: RefSeq, a predicted model, not a curated record
AUGGAAUCGCUCGAGGCAAAUUCGGGAGCCGCGUUUGUGAGGAGAUUAGGUCUGAAGAUUGAUCCGUAUAAUGCGCCGCGAUUGCAUCUCUUUGCGUGGAAUGCGGGUGAUCGUUUGGCAGGUUGUCCGCCUGGUAACCGGAGAUGGGUUACUGGGAUUCUCAAGAAGCCCGAGAUGAGGAAUUUGGCAUUGAUAUUUUUUGAGAAAGUGGCGUAUGCUUAUGGUUUUAUCGAUCGCGAUGUCUUCUUUCAACGGUUAGAGGAACGAUGGGGGACGACAAACCCGACGAAAAUUGAGGAUGAUACGUAUGAUCCAGUGUUUUGCGGAGUAGCAGCGUUGGGUCUGUUGUUCUCGCAAAAGCUUCCAUCUACAUUUGAGCCGGAUCUCGUGGAGACAGCGAGGUUGUUGUUAGAGCAGCACUCAUUGUUAAGUCCGCCAUCGAUAAAUACUGUGACCGGCUGGGUAUUACGAGUUGCAUAUCUGCGCAUGACUUCCUUGCCGCAUACGACCUGGUUGGCGAGUUGUUCCUUGAUGCACGUCACCGAAGCAGCUAGAAUACAUCUCGAAUCACCAUCCCGUACCGUUUUUGAGGGUUCAUCUGAAUACCAAAAUAUUGAUCUAGACAUCCGCCGCCGUUUAUGGGGCAUGGCUCAACAUCUGAAUAUCUGGGCUUCUUUUGAUCUCGGCAGAACAAAGAUUACAUUAUCAGGCGCCUCAACAAAACCAGUCGCCCCGAAAGCCGGGGAUUAUACAUCUCAACUUCUUGGAUUGAUUCCCCUAACAGAACCGUUAGAUCCCACCAAGACGCGAGGUGUCGAAGAUCUCGAGGCUGAUCUGAACCGGGUGCUUGACGAGAAUCGUGAACGACCGCCCGUCAUCAUGGCCCAAGUAAAUCUUAUGCUCUGCAUAUUCCGACGUCUACGAGCUCAAAAAUCGAAUAUGCUGAACCUACAGGCAGACCGCAUACUGGCUUUAGUUGUCAAAGGUCUACGCGCUGCACAACAGAUGGUUGUCGACAGCAGUCCCUGGCAUCAUGUCGCCAAUGUCCCGUUUCAAGCAAUCUGUUUAUUAUUAGCGAUUGAUUCCCGAGCUUCGCUAGCGUUGCUGGGUGAUGCGAUGAGCACAUUGCAACUCGUCGCGAGCACGUGGGAUAGCGCUGUGAUGCGCGAGGCAUACAACACGGCUUAUUUAUUAAUACUGCUGCAUCAGCGACGGAAGGAGGAAGAUGCGAAGGCUCUUCGGGAUGUGUUGAGUAUACAUUCAACUGCACCGGCGAUGACUGCCGAUUCUUCUUCUUCUUCUCAGUUCGCUAGUGUUGGUUUCUCGAACCAGAAUAGUGGCUAUCAACAGCCACAGCAAGGAACGACGGCCAUGACGGCCACUGAUUCUGCGGAGUUUUUGUGGUUGGAGGACUUGAUUGCUGAUAUGCCGAGUCUAAAGGAGUUUGAUUUGGAGCAGUUUCUGUUACAGGAUGCGAUUCAGCCGCAGUAUUCUGAUGUAGGGACUGGAUUUGGGACGGAUACUUUCAAUGCUCAGUAG